Messenger RNA from Gongylonema pulchrum, 210 nucleotides. NCBI's taxonomy places the organism in Eukaryota, Metazoa, Nematoda, Chromadorea, Rhabditida, Gongylonematidae. The record is from the annotation of a GenBank genome assembly.
GUGAUCGUUUGGAGUGGACUGAACAAGCCAGCGGCCAGAUACGAUGCCCCGAAGACGAUGAGGCCUUUGAAGCUUGAGACAACCGAUGCUGCUUUGAAAGCUAUCGAAAAAUUUAGGCGUCAAGAGGAAGCGAACGAACGAUGCGAACUGAGUAUCGGUGUCUCAUGCAAAAAUCCCGGCUGUGAUAAGGUAUGUUGCGACUGUGCCUAG